AAGCCGUACGGAGUUUGCGCCAGAGCACUCUGGCCAAGCGUUCGAAUGCUUCGCCUCCUGUCAGCACCAAGAAAUCCUCUGUAAAAAGCGGAUCUGCUCCGAAAACUGGGCAGAAGCAAGAGAGAAGUCCCACUAAAGAGGGAGAUGCUGCUGCACCCUCGAAAACGGAACAGUCCAGAGAAGUGAGGCGCAGCACAAGGCUAUCGGGACAGGCAGAAGGAACGGCAGCAGCAGCAUCCCAAAGUAAUACAAAACGUCUUCCUGGUCCUGAAGAGGGGGAUGAGAUCAAGUCUGAAACCCUCGGGCAGACAAAACUGGAGGAAACAUCACAGGAGUUAAGUUGUGGGGAUUUAGCAGGAGCUUGUUCUUCUCCUGGAGGAACAACAGAAACGGCCGUGGUUGCAACGAAGGCCGAAUGUGGGGAUGCUGGGUCGGUUUGUUCGGUAUCUACAGACACCGAAAUUACAGCUGUUAAAAAUGAUGAUAAUGUGAUCGAUUCGAUGGACUCUUCAGAAACUUCUUCAGGAGAAAAGACUGAAAAUAAACUGGAGAAAUCGGAGGAGAAAACAGAGGAGCCUGAUCAAAGUGGAGUAACGGGAAAAGCGAGCGAUCCCUCCAGUGUUUGUGUGAUUCCGAGUGAAAUCUGUCAGGCCCUUUCCAGUUUGGCCAGCUCUGUAGAGGAGGAGGUUGAUUGUAGUUUAGGUUCCCACAGUGUGGAAAUUCCUGGUGAAAACACAUCACUGGUAAAGGAUCGCGUAACAGAACCUGGAGAUGAUGAUAUGGAAGUGGAGAAAACUCUAACUUCAUCUGAGAAAGUCUUGGACAGUACAGGUUUGGAUGAUAAAGACUUGAAAAGCGAAGAGUUUACUUCUGCUGACCCCCAAACUAGCAUUUUGGAAAGCUUUGUGCUUGACCAACCAAGCCAAAACGUACAGGAGCAGCUCAGCAGUGCUAAAGUAGAGGGCCUUGAGGGACCAAAAUCUCAGGACGAUGAGAAACAAAUGAGCGUUUCAUCCAAGUGUGAGAAGAACGUUAGGCCCCGGCACAGUAAAUCUAUAAUACAGAAUAAGCAAAAUACGACUCCGGGUAGCCGACAGAAAUCUGGUGUGGUGCAACAAGAGGUAACGCGCUCGAGAACGAGAGCUGGUCUUGGUGUUUCGGGUCUUCACAGCCAGGCUUCAACGAGUCUGAAGAGGAAUGCGGAUGAGCAAGAGAGUCCUCAGCGCCCCAACAACCCCGUCAAAAUUAGGAAGAAACAACCCGAUCUGGGUUUGAAAGCAAAGAGCUGCGUUUCAGGGGGACCGGUGAAAAAGCAGAGCAAUACCUUGCUGAAGAAAAUCCCUCGAGUUGUGGCUUCUGGGCAGGUGCAGAAAUCAGCGAUUCAAAGGGCGAGUGAGGUAUCUCCUAAAGAGAUAUCAGGGCACGCUUCAAACCUCGCUCAGAAGCAAGGCCAGGGUCAGAAACUUCCCACUUUGCUCAAAAGCAGCUCUGCCAAAGACGAGGCGGAGGCAAAAGAUCACCCUGGUGUGGAGCAUCUGAAAGAGGAUGAGAAGGAAAAGACCAAAUCGAAACGGGUUGACAGGAACCUCCAGCCACGCCAGAGACGGAGCAGCAAAAGCCUUUCCCUGGACGAGCCUCCGCUCUUCAUUCCCGAUAACAUCGCCACGGUGAAGCGGGAAGGCGCAGAGCAUCCCUCUGCCCCCGAGAGCAGAAGUGUUUGGGUGCCCAACAAGCAGUGUGGCUUCUGCAAAAAGCCGCAUGGCAACAGGUGC
Molecule: messenger RNA, 1772 nt
Organism: Mesitornis unicolor (brown roatelo)
Lineage: Eukaryota; Metazoa; Chordata; Aves; Mesitornithiformes; Mesitornithidae
Product: PHD finger protein 3-like
Exons: 1
Source: RefSeq, a predicted model, not a curated record